AUGAAAAACUGGACACUUACUGAAUUUAUCCUGCUGGGCCUCACAAGUCAACCUCAACUCCAAGUGGUGUUAUUCAUCUUCCUUUUACUUGCCUACAUAUUGAGUGUCUUAGGAAAUCUGACCAUCAUCAUACUCACUCUGGUAGAUCCCCACCUAAAGACCCCAAUGUAUUUCUUCCUCCGGAAUUUUUCCUUCUUAGAAAUUUCCUUCACAUCCAUUUUCAUUCCCAGAUUGCUGACCAGCUUGGUAACAGGAAAUAAGGUCAUCAGCUUUGCUGGAUGCUUGACUCAGUAUUUUUUUGCUAUACUUCUUGGGGCAACAGAGUUUUACUUCUUGGCCUCUAUGUCCUAUGACCGCUAUGUAGCCAUCUGUAAACCCCUGCAUUACUUGACCAUCAUGAGCAGCAAGGUCUGCAUACAACUCGUGCUGUUCUCCUGGAUGGGAGGAGUCCUGUCUAUCUUACCACCAGUCAUCUUAGUAAGUCAGAUUGAUUUCUGUGCCUCCAAUGUAUUGAAUCAAUAUUACUGUGACUAUAGACCCCUUGUGAAGAUUGCCUGCUCAGACACAAGCCACUUAGAACUGAUAGUCAUUUUCUUAGCUAUUUUGACUCUGGUGGUUACUCUGGUGCUAGUGAUAUUUUCUUACACAUACAUCAUCAGGACCAUUCUGAGGAUACCUUCUGCCCAGCAAAGGACAAAAGCCUUUUCUACUUGCUCUUCUCACAUGAUUGUCAUCUCCCUCUCUUAUGGCACCUGCCUAUUUUUAUACAUUAGUCCAUCACCAAAGAAAGGAGGUAACUUUGACAAAGAAAUAUCUCUACUCAUGACCUCAGUUAGCCCCUUGUUGAACCCCUUUAUUUACACCCUAAGGAAUCAACAGGUAAAACAAGCCUUCAAGAACACAGUAAAUAAGAUUGUAAAGUUUAAAUGA
Chrysochloris asiatica (Cape golden mole) is the source of this 930-nucleotide messenger RNA. Its product is annotated as olfactory receptor 6C4-like. The transcript has a single exon. Gene Ontology annotation, biological process: G protein-coupled receptor signaling pathway. Gene Ontology annotation, cellular component: membrane. Lineage: Eukaryota; Metazoa; Chordata; Mammalia; Afrosoricida; Chrysochloridae. Gene Ontology annotation, molecular function: G protein-coupled receptor activity; olfactory receptor activity. The coding region runs from base 1 to 930 and encodes 309 amino acids. The record is from RefSeq and is a predicted model, not a curated record.